AUGUCGCUGAGCACAGCGGGCGUGGCGGGGGGAAUCGCUCCCGGUGGUGGCGGCGCCGGCAUGGCGAUGGGCCCCGGCAUGGCCUUCGGCGGCACCGGCAUGGGCACGCCGUCAACGUUCCGCCCUCCGCCGUCGGCUCCGCGGGGGGGGGGCGACUCCUGCUGCGGGGGCGGCGGCGGCGGCGGCGGCUACGACCUCCGCGCCGCCGCGUGCGAGGCUGAGGAGGAGGAAUUGGAUGAAGACACGCACGCGUGUCUCGGCGUGGACGUCGGAACGUCGAGCAUCAAGGCAUGCCUGUACCUCAAGGACGGGGGCUGCAAGACCGUCGGCGGCAAGGCUCCUCUACCGGCCGGCAUCCUUAUCGACCGAAAGACAGGGGUAAAGGGCGUCCGCAGGUGGUUGAAGUCCCGGGCUGGUGGUGGCCAGGCCCCAGCCGCUCCCGCGAAGGGCGUCAAGUUGUUCCAUGCCGUGGGAGGGGGCGGGGGGGGCAAGGGCAACAGCAGCAGCGGUAGCGGUAGCGCGGGUGCUGCUGACGGCAACGGGGCUGCGGUGGUGUGGCCGCUGCGGCUGCUGGCGCUGAGGGGGAAGGGCGCGGAGGCGACGCAGCGGGUGCAGUCCUCCCUCCGACACGACAUCGAGGUUUCCUCCGUGGAGUCAAAGGAGGCCACAGACGACCAGGGCGAUGGUGACACUUCAGGAGUGCGGGUGCUGCUGACCUCCCCCGACGCCGCCGAGACCAAGGACCGCGAGGUGUGGGUCACUCCCGAGGAGGUGCUGGCGAUGCUGCUGGCCGGCGUUAAGGCGAAGGCCGAAGAAGCCCACGGCGUGAUGAUCAAGACCUGCAACCUCAGCGCACCCGGCUGCCUCGGCGACCUCCACCGCGUCGCUCUUCAGCGGUCGGUGUUCCUGGCGGGCAUGGUGCCCGGCCGCUUCGUCGGAUCCCCCCUCGCCGCCGCCGUGGGGUAUCUCUGGGGAAGAUCGAACCCCGAGCUGAAGGGCCCCGACGACCUCAUCCUGGCCGUGGGCAUGGGCGCGAGCUUCCUGGACGUUUCGUUGAUAGCCCCCACCCGAGAGGCAUCGCCUCCUUCUGCCGAUUCGGCGGACACCGCCGUUGGCGGCGGCGCAGGCGGUUCGGGCGGCAAGAAGAAGAAAGGCAAGGGAGGCGGCAGCAAGGGGAAGGCCGGCCAAGCGGAGGCGCAAGGGAUGGAGUACCGCGUGCGGGCCUCGGCAGGCGACUCGGCCUGCGGGGGGCUUGACAUGGACUACCUCGUGGCCCGCGCAUUGCUGGCGGCCGUAGAGGACUCUAGCGGACCGGAGGUGGCUUCGGACCGCGCCCUGUGGCGCAACCUGCUGGACUCGGCGAAGCUGCUGAGGGAGCGACUGUCGGCGGACCCCAAGUCCUCGGUUUCGCUGAAGCCCGGCUGCUGCGACGCGGACCCUGCCUUCAAGCACUCGCUCGAGGUGAAGACGGUGGUGCUGUACGGGAGUUGCGCAAAGACGCCAGCGCUGCUGGAGGAGGUUGUGAAGAUGUUCCUAGACGCGCAGAUCGAGCACCCGGGUGUCGGGGACUGCGCCAAGGGGGCCGCGCUUCUGUUGGCCGGUUCGAGGGGGCUGCUCAACGCCCUCCCGGUGACAGGACACGACGCUCUGUCGCACAAGCUGGGGCUCGUCGAUCGCAGCAAGAAGGGUGCCGAGGCUGUGGAGCUGUUCCCCACGGGCAGCCGCGUCCCCUCGUCGAUCACCCGGCAGUUCAGCCGAAAAAGCGCCGGGUCCUCCGGCCUUGCCGUGGACCUGGAGAUUGUGGAGUGGAUGGAGGGGGACAAGUCCGGGGAAAGGGGGUCCGCAUCAUCGGGGGGAACGUGGGUGACGGUGCAGAGGCUCGGAAAUCCGCUCGCGAUGCAGGACGACCGGGGCUACCCCGUGCUUGCGGAGGAGGUGACGACGCUCUUCUCCCUGGACGAGUGCGGCAUCUGCGUGAACGAGGUCGAGAGCUCGGUGCUGCCGAAGAAGGCGGGCGGCCCGGGGUCGCUGAGACGGCUGCUCAACCAGGCUUUGAUCAUCUCGAUUGUGUUUGGCCUCUUUGGCGGAGGUUACUGGUUGCUCUACCGCCUGGAGCACGCGGGGGAGAGGCGUCAAGCGUCGGCUCGGAUCCGCCUGACUAACUUCUACGAACAGCACAAUCCUGAAAAGCUUAGCACCGUGGAAGACGCCCUGGCUCGGUACAAGGGACGUGAGGACAUCUUGUUCCAAAGGCUCAAGAAGCAGUACGGAAAGCCUAUCCCAGCCUAGGGAUCUAUCUGCUGCAGGACAUGAACGUGCUGGUGCAUGUCGCCGAUCGUUCGUGGCUGCUGUGGCGGCGGUGGCGAAGAUUUCGCAGCACAUGCCACUCUCUUCGGAACUGCAAGGAUCAUUCGGAUGUGUCCCAUUGGUCCCUGCAUUCUGAAGAGAGAAAGUGAUAUCUACGAAGUACAUUUUUUUGUGCUCGAGUGUAUGAAUAGGAAUCAUGGUCUCUGCGUGCGUGUUGCAUGGUCAUGGCCGGGUGGGCACGACAUGAGGGCACGCAAGAGAAGCACUGCUCUGCUUGGUGUCGUGGGGCAGGGGGGCGCAAGAGGGGGCGAGAUGCUCACGCUAAAUACUCUGGGAUGUUUUUCCGAUGGCGGCGGUCAGGACGACGACGGUUGUUGAGUGCUGACAACGCCAUGGCUGCUGGGGCUGUCAAAUAUUUUUCGUAUGGCACGUGUGCCGGGCAUGAUGAGCCCGAGACGGUUUUUUGUGUAAAGACAACAAAACAUCAUGACAAGAACGGUACACAUGUGUAAAGCAGAGUUAUUGUUGACGCAACGCAUGGCCGCCGGGAACGGCGUUGUCCGCCGAGUAAU
This is a messenger RNA of Ectocarpus siliculosus, 2879 nucleotides long. The record is from the annotation of a GenBank genome assembly. Lineage: Eukaryota; Phaeophyceae; Ectocarpales; Ectocarpaceae.